Molecule: messenger RNA, 8396 nt
Organism: Rotaria sp. Silwood2
Lineage: Eukaryota; Metazoa; Rotifera; Eurotatoria; Philodinida; Philodinidae
Source: the annotation of a GenBank genome assembly
AUGUCACAGUUUUCAAGGUUUGGUCCUUUGAUCGAUGUCAAUUGAAAUGAUGAAUUGGUUAAUCUAGUCUAGAAUUAACAAAAAUCAUACUGCUGCAUCCGUGUUCUUAUUGUUAAAAAUGAACUUAAAAUGUAUUGAUCACUAAAAAUGACUUAUUUUAAUAAUAAUGUCAUUCUUGUUCGCAAUCGGUUGCAAAACUUGUACAUCAAUUUAAUUAAACUUUUAAAUCUGAAGGAGAAUAUUCAAUCAGUGACAGGAUAGGUUUGAAAGAUGUCAUCUAUUAUUUCUAAUUAAUUUAGUCUACGUUAAAUGAAACAUUAUAAAUACGAAUUGAGUACCGUUUUCGACUAGAGAGCUUAACCCACAAAAAGCUAUAUUCUUAUUAUUUCGAAGGUCUGUGUAGCAGUAUGAAUUUAUCAAUUGACUUGUAACUUCUCAUUAUGAGUAUUAUGAUUUUUGUCAAUAUCAUUAUUAUUGAUUUUCAAUAAAUUGGCAAAUAUCUAAUUGUUGCACGAAUACAUUUAAAUUUGUCUGAAGUUAGAUGAACACGAGUAUUACAACUUUUCGAAGGAACUCAAAAUGACGAUAAAUGGAAAGUUUCUCAACAAGUAAAAUUGACAACGAAAACUCAAAAGCGUCUCCUUUUACGAUCGAUUUUGUAGAUCAUACUAUAUCAUUGCGUUUUGUCAUGAAAAUUUGAAUGAGCUUUUUAAAAUUUUUCUAUGUAGUCAUUGUUUCAAAAAUGACAUCUGUAAUUGAAAUAUGUAACGAAAUGGAUUCCAUAUUACCCGCUGUUAUACACACAACCAUGUAGCUGCCAUGUUAUUCUUGCAUAGGUUUUAUGUUAGUGUGAUGCAUUAUCAUUUCGUUUACUAAAAUAUUUCCUAUGAAAAGUUUACCUACUCGUGAAAUUCGAGCUAAUAUAAUAACGGAAUCAGACUAGACUUUCGAAAAUUGUUACCAAAAAGAUAUUAAUAUACCUUAGACAUAAGAGAUGAAGCUUAUUUUUUGAGAAGAUAAUUGUAUGUCACAGUUUUCAGUCAUCGGUGUACUCAAUCAGAAGUUUUGAAACCUGUAUCUGAUUCACAUUUUAAUUCGUAAACCUACAGGAAUACACCAAUGAAAUCUUUUUUCAGGAAAAUUCCAGAGUCCCGGUUAUUGUCAGACACACAUUACUACAUUGCCGAAUGCAAGUAUUCAAGACGUGGUUUUCUUUUGAUAAGAUAUAGCAAUCGGUGCAUCAAUCUACUACUAUUACUGUGAAUGAAGAAAUAGUAUGUUAUUUUAGACUUAAGCAUCGAAAAUAAAUAAUACAUGAUGACCAUAUGAUGACGUCAAAAUUUGGCAUUCAAAUUUCGACCGCUGGUGUUUUUUAAUAGAAAAUAGGUUGAUAAUUUGUGAAAAUUUACUCUGAAACGUUAAUUUCAUUGUGAGAAUCCAUCAAUUACAUGCAGACCGAUUUGUACCGCCAUACUCGCCGGCCACAGCACCUGCCGUCGAAAAAUCAGACCGACUUCAUCUAUGAUUUUAUCUCGGCAAGAAUUGAAACAAGCGAAGAUGCAUAGAAUGUGCACAUUAGAAGCUAUCUCUACGCUACCUUCUCAAAUUGCUGCGUCCUAAAAUGUGCUCGGCUUUCUUGAAACUUAACAUCAACCAGUCUAUUAUUCACUAAUUGAAAGAUCAAUUUAUCUAACUUUGUACACAUUCCGUUGAGUUCAACAAGUUGUUUAUGAAACACAAAAAUGACUUUUAAGGUCUCUGUUAUAACAUAUGAUACGCUAUUGAAGUAUACUGCAGCUAUCUUUCAAGCGCUUAUGAUUGUUUUUUGGAUCACAGUGAAAAUUGACUUUGAAGCUUUCUUCCUACUCUUAAUUUAAUCUCAAGAUAAAUAAUUUCAUUGCUAAUGAAUUUUUAGUAACAUUUCGUAUUAUAAGAAUAUGUAUUGUCUAUUUUUCAUUAGUGAAGGGUCUUCGCUGCAAAGCGCGGUUUUUACAUAUAUCUGAUGACUAUUUAGCCUUGGCAUCAUCAUAUAUCUGUAUUGUAUGAGAAAUAAAUCAUUGUCUCGAGAUCACCUACUAGUCCGAGACGUGGGUUUGUCUGUGUAUUGCGAACAAAAUGUGAAGAUUCCUAGAAGUUUCGCCGUUUCAAUCGAGAAUUCAGGCUCAAAUAAUAUAAUACAUUGUGUGCUACUGACUAUCGGAGAUGUCAAGGAAUUGCAUCGUAUGCCAUAACGGAGCUCUUGAAAAUCUAAUCUACAUCCAAGACAGACCCAUAGAAACUCAUGAUAAAUGAUAAAGAACUGUUUGAGAGCUUGUGGCAGACACUAAAGCGCACCAUGAAAUGUCAUUUUAAACCGUAAUUGCACUGUAGCAGACGAUCGAACACAUUGACGAAAGGUCAGGUAACUAAUUUCAAAGCGUUUUCAGCUCACCAGGAACCCGUCACAAACCGUAAUGAAUGCCUGUGGGAGUCAAAAGCACAUUCUAUGAAAGAAAAUAUUAUACAAAAUCAUGCCAAUAGAUGCCAUUAAAUGAAAGUUUCGAAGAUCCCAGACUCUUCGAUUAAAACUCUUUUCCUAGAAGUUUUUCUGGAAAAACUACUACUCGAAAAGUUUAAAGCUCUCCCAAGAUGCUUUUAUUAUGGUAUUCACUGAAAGUUUCUUUAGUUCUCUACCAUAUAAAAUCAACGACGGUACACCAGUAAUCUCUUGCUCUAAGGGUGUGGGUGUGGGUGUGAUACGAGUUUUGGUCUCCAUUAUUGGUCACACCCACACCCACACCCACACCCUCCGAAAUAUCCACGCAAGCCAAGUGGCGACAACGAUUAGGUAUAUUAAUACUAAACAAAACCGGUUCCAAUGAAACCGCUUCUCUAAGUGAUACUCUAGUAACACACUUAGCUAUAGACAUGUGAGAAGUAGCUGGCCAAAAGGUAAUCGUCCCAACAAUACAACCAAUUUUGUCUGCAAUUGAUUUAACUUCAUCGAGAUACAUCUGUUGACCACGAUACACAAUGGAAUAUUGUAUGGGUGGCCGUUUCUUUCGGAGUUCGGUUAAAGAAUGUUCCAAAUCAGAUAUUACAUAACGAUAAACGAAUAUUUGAUUGAUGUCCUCUGAACGUAAUGAUCGAUUCAGAGCGAUAUAGAAAAAAGAGGUACGUGUAUACCAACUGAUAAUAUCUUCUGGUUUGUAGUUCUCUUCGAAAUCUCGACAAUUAUUGGCGACAUACUUUUGAAUAUCAGAGGAAUGAAAGAGUCGAAUGUUUUGUAGCAUUUCAUUUCGAGCAAUGCAAGUAUGAUUCAAACUUGAUAAAACAUCGAAGAAUAACUGAAACCAGAUGUACUUGACACAGCCAUCGCUCAAAUCAUUGAGUGAUCAUUCGACUGAAUAACAUUGGUGAGUAAUCAGUUCUUGUAUGAUUGUUUGCCAUAGAAGAACAUAGAGCAAAGAGUCAACAUCGAGAAAAUGUUCAUACUUGUGAUGAUCACAACAUUUCUGUCACAGAAGUGGCCCCAAAAUAUAAAUGCGGUAAUAGUGGAAGAAGAACAUCCAUUCUAAUAUUAGCUAAUAGAUUUGAUGUGAUCAAGGUGACCGAAAUGUCUCUAUCAGUACUCUCAUGAGCGAUAAAAUCGUCUACAUCAGUAAAUCAAUGUUUUACAUAAACUUGCAAAGAACUCGAGCGAAAAUCCAAUGGUGUAAUAUCCAAUGAGAUGAUGGUAUGUUGCAAAUCACAUGCCCGUGUAUGGAAUCGAGAAGUAGGCCACAUUAUAUUUCAUGUGAAUGCUUUCGUAUUAACAAUUGAACGAGCACCUAAGGCAUCAUCCACAGAGAUUGAUGACAAUAGAGACGUCGAAAAAUUUUCUUGUGAGAUUUCUUGCAAAACAAAGUAAUUAAGUUAAUCAUAAACACAGAGUCUGACGACAGCAUUUAAUUCAGGAGCAAGUAAAAAGAGGAAUACGUAUCAAAAUUGAAGCGUUUGAGUAGGUACUUCAACACUAUCAAAGAGGAAGACAACCGUGGAAUCAACUGUGUAAAGUAGUAUGCAAAUACAGAAGAAUUACGAUAGACAAGAUACAUGCAUCAUUCAAAAAGCUUUUCAGUCCGGCUGUUCUAAAUCCCCAGUUUGCAUUCAAGUAUUCGGUUAUAAAGCUUAGGCAUAUUUAGGAUUAUGUACAAAGUUUCUGACUUCUAAGUCUUGUACUUCGCUGUGGUCCGUCACUGCUUUUAUGGUAGGUGCACACAUCCUGCUAACAGAUGAUUCAUCAUAAAUAAGAGAACUUUGCAUUUCAUAUUUUUUUAUUCCUAAAUACGUUUUAUUAAAAAAUCAAAAUAUACCAGAAGAUACACCGUCAAAAGCUCUGUAAUUUACAUGGAACAACUAGUUUUACAGUUGCAUUUGCUAUGUUUAAAAAUCGAUAAACUUUUGAGAAAUCAAAUUUCGACGUUACGAAAAUAAUAUUUUUUUAUAAAAAGCGAAUUUGUUUUUUCUUAUUUCAAUUUUGAAUUGGCUUAUAUCCUCUAUUAAACAAAAAAGAAAACAUGUCAAAAGAUAAAGCGUGAAAAGCGCUACAAAUUACAAAAGCCAUCUUAUUCUACAGACGCAUUUAUUGGUUUUGACAAGCGACAAAAUUCUGGACGAUCAAAUUUCGAUGUUGCAAAAGAGUAUUUCUUUGUCGUAUGCAAUGAACGUAAUGUUUUUUUGUUUAUCACCUGAUACGUUUUAUGUAAUAAAAACAAAGUAUAUCACAAGAUGUAGCGUGAAAAACUCUACAAUUGACAAAGAACACUUUAUAUUUUAUAUGCAACUUUUGUUAUUAAGAAAAAACAAAAUUGUGAGAGAAAUUUUCUAGGAUGCAAAAAUUCGACACGAACGAAGACUUUCUUUUUUCGUAUUUCAUCAUUUUAUCACACAAUAUGUUUUCUUUUCAAAACAUAGAACAUGAUGAAAGAUGCCACGUGUAAAGCUCUACAAUUUGCAAACAAUAGUUUUAUUUUAAUUGGGUCCUUUUUAUUUUGAAAAUAAAAUCAAAAUUCUCUGAACUACCUAUUGCAGCGUCGAGAGUUGGUCACUCAGAAUACUGUUUAUUUGGAAAGAAAACGCACACAAUUAACGUAAGAUUUAUAUUACACAUUGUAGAGUUUUACAUACUGUAUCUUCUGGUACGUUUUGUUUUUAUUAUCAUAAAUGAUUUUAAAGAUCAAAAUAUAAAAUUCAAAGUUCUGUCAUUUAUUAUAAGUCAUCCGUUAUAUAGCGUAUAGAAAAUUGCAUGUUACUCACGUAAAAGAAAUGAUGAACAACAGCAAAGAAUAAGACUUAGGGGUUCCAAAUUUUGAAAAUAUUCCAAAUAUGUCUAAGCAUUAUCACAGCAUACUUGAACUCAAACUGAGACCUUUAGAACAACCAGGGGAAAACUUUUGGAGCGCCCCAUGUAAUUUAAUAUAAAGUAAUAUUUCAUUCCAUCCAUCUGAUUUUCAGCUUAAAGUCAUCAUACAAAUUUCGACAAAGUACGGACCACAAAUGCCAAUUACUGUUGGUAGACCAUCAACAAAGGAUUCCCCGUUUCUUCUAACUGCUCAACAUUAUUCUUUUGCUUAUUUCGAAAAUAUUGAUGUCAAAACAUUCUCAAAGAAAUGUAUGAUUUGGACAUUCCGUCAUGUUCGACAUGAUACAUUAUAUGUGUUUCAUGAUUGUAAUGUAUGUCUAUUCAUUAUUGAUUGCUUUAAAGACUAUCAUACAAAAAUUAACUACUGAUGUCUUUUUCUGACAUAGAACGAUCUUUUCUUUGUAAAAUAAUUCAAUUUUUGCAAAAACAGUCGCAAAUCAACGGUUUUAAAACUAAAGAAAUGAAUCUUUUAUAUAGUCUUGUCAUCAACACUCAGCUCAACUAUGCCCAUUUCGGAAUUAGACUGUAUCAAUGUUGGUUUAUCGAAGUUAACAUUUUAUUAUCAUAACUCGUUAGUUAACUUCAUGUGAAGCGCCAUGCCACAUUUUAUUCCGUAUUUUACUGAAUACAAUAAUAAUGUUGAGCCGUGCAAUACACCAAAGAUAGACAAUUUCUUUGAGUAUCUUAUGAGAAUGUUUAUUCGAUUAAGACCAACGUGAAAAACAUACGAGAUUUUUACCGUACGGUACGCAAAAAAUAACUCAUAUUUAAAGUAUCUCUCUACUAUCUAUGGCAGCAGAAAAGCACGUGGUAUGAUUUAUUAAUGUACUACCGUCAAGAAUGUCACUUUCAAUGUAAUAAAAAAUGAAUAAAAAAAGGAUUUUUUUUGCUGUUCAUCCCUUUCAUAACUCCUUACAUUUUCAUUAAAUGGCAUACAUGUUGAAAAAAUAUAUUUGCAGUUCUUUCCGUUUGAAAGUUAAGCGCUUCUACUUCUUAAGACAGGGUCCAUGGAAAAUACCACUAAAUUUAUAUAUCAUCGGCAUUUGACGAAUUUUGAAAGUACGAUAUUCUGGCACCAAAUGAAAGAGCAUAUUGGAAAACCUAUAAAUCCAAAAUUUCAGCUCAAUCUGAAAGAGCUUUGAAGAGUUAUAAGGAUAACAAUGAUGAUAAGUCAAGAUGGUUUAGAUCAAAAUAUCAAUUUUUUCAUGUUAACGGUAUUUUGUCGAUUUCUCCUCUACUCAUCCUUUCUGCGACAUAUUGGUCACAGAAGACUCGAAACAUUAGAUUUUAUGAGUUGUACAGCUCAUUGAAGUUCGAAAAUUCAUUGAUUUUUUUUCUUAAUUCAUACUAGAGCAGAUAUUAAACAUGUUUGAAUACUUUUAAUCAAGUUAAAAUAAUGAUCAUAUCCAAAAUUUCUAAUCUCAAGAUAUACUUAUCAUUAUAUAAAACGAUAAAACAUCGAAAAAAUUUCCUAAUUUUCGAUACAAUUAAUCUCUUCUAAUCAAUUUCUAUUAUAUUUUCUUUUUCAGUAACACAAAAAGCUGAUCUUGAACAACAAGUUAAAGAUUUAGAAGAACGUUUUAGCCAAGAAGAAGAAGGUGCACAAGAAUUAGAUAAUAAGAAAAAGAAACUUGAACAUGAUAUUGAUGGUUUAAAAAAAGAUAUUGAUGAUAUGCGUUUAAGUUUACCAAAAUCUGAAACUGAAUGUAAAACACGUUAUAAUCAAAUUCAUACAUUACAAGAUGAAAUUGCUCAUCAAGAUGAAACAAUAGCUAAAUUAAUACGUGAACGUAAACGUCUUGAAGAACAAAAUUCUAAAACAACUGAACAAUUACAAGCUGAAGAAGAUAAAGUUAAUCAUUUAAAUAAACUUAAAGCUAAACUUGAACAAACACUUGAUGAAUUAGAAGAUAAUUUAGAACGUGAAAAAAAAGCUUGUGCUAAUUUAGAUAAAUCAAAACGAAAACUUGAAACUGAUUUAAAAGCAUUACAAAGUAAUUUAGAAGAAGUAGAAAAAUCGAAACGUGAAUUAGAAGAAAAUAUUAAACGUAAAGAUCAAGAAAUUCAACAAAUGGGUGGACGUCUUGAAGAUGAACAAGAACAAGCAACAAAAGGAGAAAUAGAAAAUGAAAGACAACAACGAGCUGAUUUAGCAAGAGAAAUUGAUGAAAUGAAUGAUCGUUUAGAAGAAGCUGGUGGUGCAACAUCAUCACAAGUUGAAAUGAAUAAAAAACGUGAAUCUGAAUUACAAAAACUUCGUCGAGAUUUAGAAGAAGCUAAUCUUCAACAUGAAGCUACAGCUGCACAAUUACGAAAAAAACAUCAAGAUGCUGUUAAUGAAAUGGGUGAACAAAUUGAUCAAUUGCAAAAAUUAAAAAAGAAAUUAGAAAAAGAAAAACAAACAGUUAAAUCUGAAUUAGAUAAUUUACGUACACAAAUUGAACAUCUACAAAAAGGUAAAGCAGCUGCUGAAAAACUUUCAAAACAACUUGAACAACAAUUAAAUGAUAUUCAAACUAAACUUGAAGAUCAUGUUAAACAAAUAACUGAUUUAAAUCAUAAAUUUGAACAUCAAAUUGGAACUUUAACUAAAGCUAAAACAGCAUUACAACAACAACUUGAUGAAGCUAAACGAACAUUAGAUGAUGAAUUACGUGGCAAAGGUUCAGUUAAUUCUCAAAUACGUAAUUUAACUAGUGAUCUUGAACAAGCACGAGAACAACUUGAUGAAGAACAAGAAGCUAAAACUGAACUUCAAAGACAAGUUACUAAACUUAAUGCUGAAGUACAACAAUGGAGAGCACGUUUUGAAUCUGAAGGAAUAGCUCGUGGUGAAGAACUUGAAGAAGCUAAACGAAAAUUAGCUGCUAAAUUAACCGAAGCUGAAGAACAAGUUGAAGCUGCUUUAAAUAAAUGUAAUGCAUUAGAAAAAGUUAAAGUUCGUCUUCAAGGUAAAGUUGAAGAUCUUAUGGUUGAUGUUGAACGUGCUAAUGCUAGUAAGUUUAACAUAUAA